AUCCAUUUAUCCACUUUUAAAGAAAAAAUAUAAUUUUUUCAAAAGCUUUGAACUUGGUCCAACUAAAAAUCAAUUCCUCAUCAUCUUCCUGCGUAUUAUCCAAAUAAACUCCUGAGUCCUGUAUCAAUGAGUGAUGAGAAGGAUCCCAUGUAGUCACAAAUCAGUAGCGGCCAUAACCAAAACCUUAAGUAAGCAUCCACGACUGAUCGAACUCAACUGUCAGCUUGCGAGCCUUUCCCGCUCAUGUUACUACAAAGAUGUUCUCCAUCUGUUCGACCAAAUUCACUCCUCUCCCUCGCACCUUCCCCACUCCAUCAAACCCGAUCAAUACACGCUCUCUACAACGAUCGCCGCCUGCGCCCAUCUCCGGGAUGUCGUUUCCGGUGGAGAACUCCACGCCUAUGCGAUUCGGGCAGGCCUCAAGUCCCACCCCCACGUCGCCAACACGCUUCUCUCGUUUUACGCGAAGGCGCAAGAUUCGACUUCUCUGAGAAAGGUCUUUGAAGAGAUCGAUAACCCGGAUGUGUAUUCCUGGACGACAAUGUUGUCUGCGUGUCUUAAGAUGGGGCAGGUUGGUUAUGCACGUGAGUUGUUCGAUGAAAUGCCGAGGAGGGAUGUGGCGGUAUGGAAUGCAAUGAUCACGGGCUGCAUGGAAAACGGAUGUGAGGAGAUUGGGAUUGGUUUGUUCAGAGAAAUGCAUUGCCUGGGUGUUCGGCAUGAUAAAUAUAGUUUUGGUAGUAUUCUGAGUGCGUGUACCGUGGAGUUGAUGGACUUUGGAAAGCAAGUGCAUUCCAUGGUGAUUAAGACUGGGUUUUUGAGUAAAGCUUCUGUGAUCAAUGCGCUUAUUACUAUGUCUUUUAACUGUAAAGAUGCCUCGAGUGCAUUUUUGGUGUUUGAAGGAGCAGAUGCCUUGGUGCGUGAUCAGAUUACUUUUAAUGUGAUGAUAGAUGGUUUGGGUAGCUUAGAAAGAGUCGAAGAGGCAUUGAUGAUGUGGAGGAAGAUGCUGGAGGCUUGUCUGAGGCCCACUGAGCUCACUUUUAUAAGUCUUAUGGGUUCAUGCUCCAAUGAAAAGAUUGGACGUCAAGUACAUGCUCAAGUGAUAAAGAGUGGUUUCAAAGGUUGUACUUCUGUAGGCAAUGCAAUCAUAACCAUGUAUUCCAAUUGUGGGAACUUACGAGAAGGUUACAUGGUUUUUGCGUGUUUGGAAGAGAAGGACCUUGUAUCCUGGAAUACUAUGAUAUCAAGUUAUGCUAUAGGGAAAUCAGGUAGAUCAGCAAUCUGGACCUACCAGGAAAUGCACAGAACAGGGAUCAAGCCAGAUGAGUUUACCUUCGGGAGUCUGUUGGUAAGCACAGAGUCCAUAGAAACUGUGGAGAUGAUUCAAGCCCUUGUUUUUAGAUAUGGGCUUAUUUCAAAAAUUGAAGUUUCUAAUGCAUUAAUUUCAGCAUAUUCUAAGCAUGGAGAGAUAGAGCAAGCCUAUCAAAUAUUCCAUACUUCUCAGAAGAAUUUGAUCUCUUGGAACACUAUUAUUUCUGGACUCCUGCUAAAUGGAUUACCAAUUCACGGCUUGGAGCAGUUCUCUAAUUUGCUCAUAUCAGAACUCAAACCAAAUCCUUAUUCAAUCAGUAUUAUCUUGAGCAUCUGUGCUAACAUCUCAAGCUUACGAAUCGGAAAACAGGUUCAUGGUUAUAUUCUCAGACAUCAAUUUUUCGAGACUUCUUUAGGCAAUGCCCUGAUAACAAUGUAUGCUAAAUGUGGCAUUCUUGACUGGUCUUUGAGAGUAUUUGACAAGAUGGUUGAAAAGGAUAUAGUCUCCUGGAAUGCCCUGAUUUCAGCUUAUGCGCAACAUGGAGAAGGAAUGAAAGCUGUCCAUUCUUUCAAGGCAAUGCAAAAUGAAGGUAAGGUCAAGCCUGAUUGUGCCACUUUUACUGCCAUUCUCUCCGCUUGCAGCCAUUCAGGUUUGGUUGAUGAGGGUGCUCAGAUAUUCAAUUCAAUGGUGAAUGAUUACGGCUAUAUCCCUGAGGUAGACCAAAUGUCUUGUAUGGUUGACCUCCUUGCUCGAGCAGGGUUUCUUGAUGAGGCUGAAAGCAUAAUAAACAGUCAAGAAAUAGAAGCCCAAUCCAACCUCUGGUGGGCAUUGUUCAGUGCUUGUGCAGCCCAUGGAAAUCUAAAGCUUGGAAGAAUUGUUGCCAGGUUUCUUCUUGAGCAAGAAAAGAAUAAUCCAUCUGUUUAUGUUCUUCUGUCAAAUAUUUAUGCAUCGGUGGGACAGUGGAAAGAAGCAGCCCAUGUAAGGGAACUAAUGAAAAGCAUUGGUGUAAAGAAGAAACGGGGUAGUAGUUGGAUCAGAUCAUAAAACCAGGUACUCUCGGAAAAGCUACAGAAUUCCACAUUCAGAACGUGAGAGACCUACAAAUUCCGGUAUGAUGUCAAUGACAAGGUGAGAAAAAAAGAUAAAUGAUGUGAUGGUCUGGCUAAAUCAAAAUCUUUCUUCACCUCACAUUUAUGAUCUUAGAACUAAUUGUCCCACAGAAUUAAAAGCACGAAGAUGAAAGAAAUUUGCAACUUGAAGCACAAGUCCUAAUCAGAUAAUUCUAAAGGCUGUGAAAU
Molecule: messenger RNA, 2607 nt
Organism: Carica papaya (papaya)
Lineage: Eukaryota; Viridiplantae; Streptophyta; Magnoliopsida; Brassicales; Caricaceae
Product: Tetratricopeptide repeat (TPR)-like superfamily protein
Biological process (GO): RNA modification
Molecular function (GO): RNA binding; protein binding
Source: RefSeq, a predicted model, not a curated record